AUGUUUUGUCUUCGCAGCUGGCUUCCUCUCCUCUUUAUUCCGACCAACGCAUCACCGGCCUUCAUCUUCCUCUUCUUCAUCUGCACCUACUUCCUCAACCGACCCUGCGUCUACUGCUCUAUCCUGCUACUCAUACUCUUCCUGACCUCGUGCAACUGGUCCGACCGAUGUUUCUUCGACUUUGGCAGUAACUGGUUCCUCCCUCGACCGGGAACACCGACCCAGUUACCCUCGGACGAGGUUAUCGAGGCGACUUUCAACUCGACAGCUCUCGAGAUGGCCAACACGACUAUUGCAGCGAUUAUAAAAUCUACCAGCGACGAUCUUGCUGCUAGGAGGGCUGAGUGGUCGGGUAUAGGGAUUGAGUGGCUCAGAAAUCUCCUGGGUAAGAGGGAGUGGAGGAUCGAUUGCAUGGAUAUUUACAUUCGUCUAUAA
Molecule: messenger RNA, 435 nt
Organism: Fusarium sp. VM40
Lineage: Eukaryota; Fungi; Ascomycota; Sordariomycetes; Hypocreales; Nectriaceae
Source: the annotation of a GenBank genome assembly